UCUCAACUCCACUCAUCCCUUACAUCUCCAUCUUCGCCUCGUCUUCACAAAACACGCGUCUAUCUGCCUCAAUCAACGCGCAUUCCACUCUAUCAACCUCGGAGACACUCUUUUCGCCAUUAAACACGCGUUCCGACUUCCCCGCGCACUGCUAGCAUGCCUAGAGGCCGUGGUCGCGCGCGCAAGGAGGCGACCCCGCCGCCAGAGGUAGGCGCGGGUUCAUCGCCCUCUACAUCCUCCCUCUCGUCUCCAGUCAAGUCACAUACCGAGACCGAUGCGGCAACGCCCGUAACAGCGAUGGAGAUGGACCCAGAGGUGCCGGCCGACGUCGACAUGGCGCUGCAGAUGGACGAGUCGAUCGACCUCGCGGAUAUCGACUUGUCUGCGCUCGAGGGCCAGCUCGCUGAAGGAGCGCUAGAGUUGGACCCUUCUCAGCUAGAUGCGUCGCAGCUUGACUCCGCCCAGCUCGGCGACGGGUUGACGGAGCACAUGGGAAGCGACCUGGCCGACGUCGACUUGGCCGCGCUCGGCGACCUCGACAAUGUUGACUUGACACAGAUGCUAGGCGACCUCGAUGAACAGGAGAAGGAGAAGGAGGCAGAGGGUGAGGUCGGCGACGAGACCAUGGACGGCGAUGCUGAGGACGCCGAGGACGAGGAGGCGGCCGAGGAUGAAGUCGACGACGAGGAAGAAGAGGAGGAAGAUGACGACGAAGAAGAAGACGAAGAAGAGGAGGAGGAGGAAGAGGAAGAAGAAGAGGAGGAGGAAGAAGAAGAUGAGGAGGAAGACGAAGAGGACGACGACGAUGCCGAUGAGACAAAGUCGGCCGUCACAACAUUGCCUCUCGGCGCAACAUUCCGCUACCCUCCCGCACCAAAGGAUAUCAAACAGAUCCCCGAGCGCGAGCGCAACUUUAAGAUGGCGCGAUUCCUUCCCUGCAGCAUGGACGGGUGUGACUGUUCCGGCCUUGAGCCGCCAUCAGGCAGCAAUGUUGUGGUCGACACCGGCGAGGACGUGGAGAUGGGCGACGGCGACGAGGAAGCGACGUCCACUUGGCGCACCGAGGAGGGAUGGUGGAAGCUCUGCGGCGCAUGUUCGCAUGGCUGGGAGGAGUCGGGGCACGUCUUCGCUGCCGAAGUUAGCGACGCUGAGAGACGCCGCCGGGAAAAGGUCGCGGGACGCAUCGAGGAGGUGCUUGAGGAUGAACAUCUACUCACGACAUUUCCAACACCACACAUCGAAGCGACAGAAUCGCUGAGGAGGCAACUUACCGAGUUUGUCAAGCAGCAGCCUGCUGGCAAGCACCCAGCCGGGAAGAAUCCGAUCUCGCGGUUAGGUGGCUUCGACGUGACGGAGAAUGGCACGCCAUUCAGCGAGGAGGGCGAGGACGGGCGUCCGAGAAAACGCAUGCGUACCUCUGCGUCUGGCUCGAGAUCACCCGAGAAGCCCGGCCGGGAAGGCUCGGCCAAUGGCGAAGCAAACGGGCAAGGUGCAGGCAAGCAGCCGAGCCGAUCGGGUAAGAAGAAGGGCGGCAAGGGGACGACAGCGCGGACCAUCGGUUCUAUAUCUGGUCCGUCUGGCGGCGUCGAAGGCUCGGAUGACGACGACGAUACACCGCUUGCGGCGCGUAGGCCAGAAUUGGACGACCGAGAACGACGGCGUCGCGCGGAGCUCAAGGAGAAGGAGCGACAGCGCGAGGACCAGGCGAUCGCGCGCGCAGCAGGCGAUGAGGGCGACGAAGAGAAAACCCACGUCGAGGUCAACAUGUGGCGCAAGUGGGAGCUACCCAUUCUUCCGCUACGUCCCGCAGCGCAGGAACAGAACAACAAAGAGAUUCGCAUGAUGAUCGCAUCAUCACGCGACUUGCCCGACGAGGUGCAGUGGGUCUUACUCGUUGGCGCCAAGAACCUCUUCAUGAAGCAGCUGCCCAAGAUGCCAAGAGAGUACAUUGCUCGCUUGGUGCUUGACCCGAACCACAUCACCCUUUCCAUUGUCAAGUACGGCUACCGCGUUGUGGGCGGCAUCUGCUACCGGCCAUUCGAGCGGCAAGGCUUUGCGGAAAUCGUGUUCUGCGCAGUUGACAGUUCGGAGCAGGUCAAAGGCUACGGCUCGCACGUCAUGAACGCGCUCAAAGACCACGUGCGCAAGACGCACCCGACCAUCGACACCUUUCUUACGUAUGCGGACAACUACGCUGUUGGCUACUUCAAGAAGCAGGGGUUCAAGAAGGAGAUUACUUACCCGCGCAAGCGCUGGGUAGGAUAUAUCAAAGACUACGAGGGCGGCACGAUCAUGCAGUGUACAAUGCUGCCCAAGAUCACAUAUGCUGAGGUCAACCAGAUGCUGGCGGACCAGAAGGCCGCUGUGGCAGCUAAGAUCCGCCAACUUUCGCAAAGCCAUGUCGUGCGCCCUGGUCUCAAGAUCUUCAUGGACACUAAGCCGGGGAGCAUCACGCUUGCAAAAGAGGACAUCCCCGGUCUCGCGGAGAGCGGGUGGAACCCGGACCUUGAUGAAAUUCUGCGACAGCCAAAGCGCAAUCCGCAGUUUGCGGUCAUGCAGCAAAUUCUAAACGACCUGCAGAACGACCCGAGCAGCUGGCCGUUUGUCAAGCCCGUCGACGCGGCCAUGGUCGUAGACUACUACAACGUCAUUCAGAAUCCCAUGGACUUGAGCAAGAUGGAGCACAAGCUCGAGAACAAUCACUAUGGCAGCAUGGACGACUUUAUCGCCGACGCGCGCCUCAUCUUCGCCAACUGUCGGCAGUACAACGGCGAGAAGAACCAGUACGCCAACCUGGCCAACAAGCUCGAGCGGAGUCUGGACAGAAUUCUCAAGAAGCGCAUGGCGCAGUAGUGUGCACGUGUGUGUGGCUCGUGUCACGGCGCAUGACACGUGGAGACCGUGAGGGCGCUGGGGCGACCUCGGCCCAUUUCCGAGGCCAUCGGCGCCGCCCCGAAGUUGUACUAGUACGUACGAGCAGAGUAGUGUAGCUGUAGCGAUGCAUGUGGCAUCAGCGACUUUGCGCGGAGUCAUGCUUGUCACGCU
Messenger RNA from Cutaneotrichosporon oleaginosum, 3045 nucleotides. RefSeq lists its product as uncharacterized. Gene Ontology annotation, biological process: positive regulation of transcription by RNA polymerase II; chromatin remodeling. Gene Ontology annotation, molecular function: histone H3 acetyltransferase activity; protein binding. NCBI's taxonomy places the organism in Eukaryota, Fungi, Basidiomycota, Tremellomycetes, Trichosporonales, Trichosporonaceae. Gene Ontology annotation, cellular component: histone acetyltransferase complex. The record is from RefSeq and is a predicted model, not a curated record.